Messenger RNA from Phytomonas sp. Hart1, 676 nucleotides. The record is from the annotation of a GenBank genome assembly. Lineage: Eukaryota; Euglenozoa; Kinetoplastea; Trypanosomatida; Trypanosomatidae.
AUGGCCUCCACCUGUAUCUUUUGCAAAAUCGUCGACGGGUCCAUCCCAUGCCAUAAAGUCCUCGAAACCUCCAAAACGCUUGCGUUUAUGGAUAUUAACCCCCUCGCGCGGGGGCAUCUUCUCGUGAUCCCCAAACAACACGCGGCGGAACUUCAUUUUUUGGACUACGACUCCGCCGCCGAAAUCGGGCGCGUGUUGGCCCGCAUCGGUCGUGUCGUGGCGGGUCCAGAUUUCAGCACGAAAUACAACGUCCUACAAAACAAUGGCUAUAUCGCGCAUCAAGAAGUCGAUCACGUGCACUUUCAUUUUAUCCCGAAACGGGAUUCCGAUUCUGGGCUGAAACUUCCUUUCUGGGAAUCGCUCCCAACCGAUCACGCGGCAUUUGCCGAGGAUGCGAAGAAAUAUCGUGAGUCUCUUGAAGAAAUUCCUGAGUAGCUCGUAUAAAAUAGGCAGAUAAAGGGUGAGGUAGCUAUAUGACUAUGUGUAUGAUAACACAAAUAUAUAUAUAUAGAGAGAGAGAGAAAGAGAGAGAGAAUUAUACUUACAUAUGCUGAAUUAUGGAAUACUUUAUUUAUUAAGCGCAUUUCUGGACGAUAAAUUUUCUUUUUUUUUGUUAUUUUAACUUGACCUAUAUUUCUGGUUCCUUGUUAAAUUUUGAAUCCCAAGAACUUCACUA